Molecule: messenger RNA, 3051 nt
Organism: Microbotryum saponariae
Lineage: Eukaryota; Fungi; Basidiomycota; Microbotryomycetes; Microbotryales; Microbotryaceae
Source: the annotation of a GenBank genome assembly
AUGACCAUCCUCGACGAUGACGAGGCGCUGCCACCGCGUAGAGUCUACAGUGGCGUCACAGGCCCUUCGGCCGCGUCGAUGUCGACCAUGUCGCUGUCGUCGUUCCCUCCCCGACCUCCGCUCGGCUUCGGUAGCUAUCGAGGCGAGAGUAGCCUUUCGACCGACGACUACUACCAUUACCACCCUGGCUACGGUCGAUCACCCUACACUUACGCCCUGCCGGCGUCGCAUAUCUCGAACGAUUCAUUGCUGCUCCCGACCUGUCGCAUCGGCAUCGGCAAUGCCAAUGUCAAUGGUCAGACUUUCGAGCGUUAUCCGCAGACCUCUCAGCCUUAUUCCUUGGGUUGGACUCGACUGAACUCUAAUACCAAGCUUAUGCGUGCCCUGUCCAUGUUUGGAUGCGUUUGCCUCGUGUACAUCGUGUGAGUUGCGGGACCGGAGCAGUGUCUCGAUUUUCAGCCCAACCAUGUGUCUUUGCGUCCGACAUGUGCUUCGCAAAACGGGGUGCAUGGACUCUGAGCUGACGACUGAAAGUUUCUUACGACAGCCAUAGCCGCUUUUUCAGACCUCGACACGGGCCCUUUGGACACCCGAGACACCCGUUCGGAGGCCCCCCUCCAAGAUUUCCCUAUGACCGAAAUUUGGGCGACAAUGGCGUCGGCGAGCCUAUCAAAAACACGAUCAAACGCCCGACAAAAGUGAACAAUCUCGACGAUGGACUGUUGACGGGCGAACAGAUACUCGGAUUGCCGCUCGACCAGGAGUACACGAGGUAUGCGUCGAGGACGAGGUUGAUCCCGCCGACUUGGCCGGAUCCCUGGUCUCGACUUCCCGACGAAUGGAAGGGUCGAGCAUGGUUGGCGGAGGAGCGCUUUGCUGGCGGUCGGGGCCACGACCCAUUAUCGGAGCAGACGUUUCCCCCACAAGAGUAUGUUGUCAAGGCGUACGAGUACACGCGCGAAUUGGGGCGUCAGGCGAAUCUCCACGGCCCCAAACGCAAGCCGCCGGCAGGGAUCCGGUAUCUCAAGCCUGCCUUGUUCGACGAACACACGGGAAGGCCGCCGCAGGUUCCGAGGAGUGAGCUCGGGCUCUCGCACGAGGGCUGGAAGAAGCCUCAAUUCAAGGUCGGCGACUUGGGCAAACCCGGGGCGUUCGGACGGAGCGCGAAGCGGCCCAAAGUCCAAUACGCGGGCAAGAUCGACAUGUCAAAGAAGCGGGUAAUGGAAGAGACACGCCGAAGGGAAUGGGUUAAGCGAGCUUUCAUGCACGCAUGGGAGGGCUGCAAGAAGCAGUGGGGGCACGACGAAGUUGCGCCCAUCUCAGGUAGCUACUCCGAUCGCUACAACGGCUGGGGGGCGACUAUCGUCGACAGCCUCGACACCUUGCUCAUCAUGGGCCUGAAUGAGGAGUACAACUUAGCGCGCGAACAUGUCUCGGCGGUCGACUUUUCCUACCUUUUGGCCCCUCUGAGCUUCUCCGACACACUCCCCAGGCUCGACGACAUGGACCUCCCCACCGCUGCACGACCGCGCUCGCCCCCUCGAGGUCCUAGCGGCAGUCAAGCGAAGCCACAGAAAGCGAUGCCCUUGUUUGAGACCGUUAUUCGCUACCUUGGGGGUCUGAUCUCGGCGUACGACCUCUCCAAGGACCCGCUCAUGCUUGCUCGUGCGAUUGAACUUGGCGAUUGGCUCCUCCCUGCGCUCAAUACCGAUUUUGGCGCCCCCAAGGGUCACUACGAGCCUGGCACAAACCCGGAUGGAACUCGCCCAGGUCGCACGUUGCUCGCUGAAGUCGGAUCCCUCAGUCUCGAGUUCACGCGCCUCAGCAUGAUCUCGGGGGACGAGACGUACUUCCAGGCUGUGCAGAGGACCAUGGACACCCUCGACACCCGAUUCCCCCGCGGCAAGAUGCAUGGCGCGCGCCGGGGUGCGCGAUUGGGACAGUUGCUCCCGUCCUUCAUCGAUACCAGCAGACCCGAGUGGCUGUCGGACGUGUUCAGUUUUGGUGCCGCUUCAGACUCUUACUACGAGUAUCUGGUCAGUCUCUGCCAAUCAUGAGGCACUCUGGGAAUGACGUGCCUUCGACCCCUUUGUGCUAGCUAGCUAGUCACUGUGCUCACAUCGCUUGCUACCACCUUCUCAGAUGAAAAUGGCACAUUUGCUUGGCAAUUAUGGGCCGGACGCCCAGUACGCCCGCAUGUAUCGCGAGGUCAUCGACUCGGCCUACGAAUACCUCAUACGGCCUGUGGAUGUGCUCCCCGGCCAAGACCACCUGACCAACAUUGGCGAGUUCAAUGCCGAGCUUCGACCCACGCUGCAGCACCUAUCCUGCUUCGCCGGGGGGAUGCUUGCCCUUGGAGGCAAGUUGUUGGCUCGACCCAAGGACGUGGAGACGGGGAAGGCGUACACCGAAACGUGCAAUUGGGCCUACGAAUCGACCCCCGCGGGCUUGAUGCCAGAGUCUUUGACGUUCUACAAGCGCGAUGAUCCUGAUCGAUUCAGAGUUCAGACCCGAGCUGAUGGGACCAAGGUUCGCGAACCCAGGGGCAAGCCUACUGGCGUCCGUCACACUGCAACCCACUUUGCCGGUCGACCCGAAACGAUUGAGUCCAUCUUCCAAAUGUGGCGACUCACGGGCGAUCGCAAGUGGCAAGACAUGGGAUGGCGUAUCUUUGUCGACUGGUCCGCUGUGGCGAUCGCGGAGUAUGGCUUCGCUGGCAUAGAUGACGUGUUCCAACCUGUCGAACCACGUCAACUUGAUGUGCAGGAGUCCUAUGUUCUCGCUGAGACGCUCAAGUACUUUUACUUGCUCUUUUCCGACCGCGAGCUGUUGUCUCUCGACCAGUACGUGUUCAGCACCGAGGCGCAUCCUUUCGUACUUCCCACGGCGCCGGGUCAGGAGCCGCCAAGGUUCUGGACGGGGCCGGGCGAGCCCAAGCAGCAAGACUUUCAAAGUCGAACCGGAGAAGGCACGCGACCUCAGCUGUGGUCGAGGGUCCAGCAAGCCGCCGCUUUCAGUCACCUCGUUCCGGUUCUCUCUCAGGAGGAUUAG